Molecule: messenger RNA, 1221 nt
Organism: Drosophila simulans
Lineage: Eukaryota; Metazoa; Arthropoda; Insecta; Diptera; Drosophilidae
Exons: 2
Coding region: 111-1079 (322 amino acids)
Molecular function (GO): DNA binding
Source: RefSeq, a predicted model, not a curated record
CGAAACUUGAAAUCAGCGCCCGCAAGCUCAUCCCUAAAUUACUAGUUCUUGAACUAUUGCUUUGGACGGAACUGUGAGCCUGUUUCCUUUACCAAAACAACUUAGUCGAAAUGAAGCGGAAAACGAGCGAGAUCUGGUGCUUUUUCCGGGCGGUGGACGACACGUUUGCGGUGUGCAAUAUCUGCAAGGCGAAGCUCUCAUACAAGACAACCACCACGAAUCUGAGCAAGCACAUGAACAGGAUGCAUCCCACAUCGGGACUCAACCGGAACUCCAAGUACAAAUUCCAGCCGCAGACCACCAUUGCCAUCGACAGGAACAAGGCCAAGCCGCGCAAUUCAACGCAAGAGCUGAUAUUGCUGGAAUUUGUGAAGAAACAUCCGCGCCUGCUUCAGAAUCCGACGUGGGAAACACGGGGCAAUCUGGAGUCGCUGUGGGAGGAACUGUCAAACGAACUUAAUAGCCACGGUCCGCCGCGAAAAGAUAUAGCCACCUGGAGAAGGGCCUUAAAGGACUGGAAGAGGUUUAUCCUGAGAAAGGUGGAAAAGAAUGAGAUGCAGAACAUGCCUUUUGGCACCAGUCUCAGUUCGUCGGAGGAAACAAUAGCCACGCUGUGUAGGUUAAACGAGGAUGUAAGUCAGAUUAUUAUGAAAGUCUCCGACGACGAAAUGCAUGAGAAUUCCACCACGGAAUUUGAUGUUGACGAAGUAGAGGACGUGGUUCCGGAAGAAGAUGGUGACGCCCUUCAGACCUCCGCCGAGUACGUUUACGAACCGGAGGAGAACAAAACGGACAUAGAUCCGCUUUACCUGCAAUCGAACAAACGGGCUGCAUUGGCCAGCAGUCGACUGGAGGAGGAAGACACCACGCUGCUUGACAAGAUUAGCAAUAACCUAGGAAUGGUUCAAGAUACCGCCAACAGCGUUCAACUUGCACUCAAUGAAUUCUUCGUCCUUUACAAGCAGAAGCUGUACGAGGACAAGCGACAUCACUUGGCAAUUGAACAGUUAAUGGCUGAGAAAAUAGAACUGAAAAAGAAACUAUUGGAAAUCGAGCAGAAAAAGUUGUCGCUCAAAUGACGAGAUACACACAAAAUCAAGUAAUAUUAUGGUAGUUUUAAGACCCUAAUCUUUAAAUAAUCUAAGAUUCAAUAUUUUCAUUAAAAUUAUCACAUUUCUUCUUGUUUGGCCCAAGCCCACUUAAUAUAAAAAUUUAAUUUAA